CCUUUUUCCAUCUGUUGCAAUUUCCUAACCAAACGCACCCUCGCCAGGCGGAGGAAGAAAGGCCCAAAAGAGAAACCCGGACGCCUGGCUGGUGUCGCCGCCGCCGCUGCCGCAGCAGAGCGAGGGAUGCGGGCGGCGUGCGCGCAGCACCGAGGAAGGAUCGGGUUUCUGGGCUCAGCCGCCCCCACGAGGGACGGGUGACAGCGGGCAGAGAGGCGCGGAGUGAGGCAGUGCAGCCCGAGCGCUCGGUGCCGUACUUCCCAACUAGAAGCGCCGAGGUACGCCGAGCAGGAUCGGGGAACAAAGGAGAGGAGUAGGGAGGGGAGCGAGUUGCGCGAGGGAGAGCCCUCAGCCGGCUGCCAGAAGAUCCCGGCAGGAGUAAACCCAAGUGUCACUUGAAUUCCACCCAAGGAGCGGGAGCCUGGGAUCCGAGCGACUUGAUUAGCAAUAACGGCUGGAGCGCGUCCUACAAGUUACGGGAGAGUCGGCCGGGAAGGAGGACAAUCGCGUGCCCCCUUUGCCCCCGCUCCUGGCCCCUCGAGACCCCCGCAUCGCCUCGCGCUGGAAGGGGAGCUCCAGAAUGAAAAGCAAGAAAGGUGUUGUUGUGGCAUCGGGCAGUGAGACGGAGGAUGAUGACAACAUGGACAUCCCUCUGGACCUCUCCUCCUCUGCUGGUGCAGGCAAGAGAAGGCGAAGGGGCAACCUUCCCAAGGAAUCUGUGCAGAUUCUCCGCGAUUGGCUGUAUGAGCACCGAUACAAUGCCUAUCCCUCAGAACAAGAAAAAGCAUUACUCUCCCAACAAACACACCUGUCUACACUACAGGUCUGUAACUGGUUCAUCAACGCCCGCCGCAGGCUCCUCCCAGACAUGCUGAGAAAAGAUGGCAAAGAUCCAAAUCAGUUCACAAUUUCCCGCCGUGGGGCCAAGAUUUCUGAGGCGAGCUCUGUGGAGUCAGCCAUUGGUAUCAAAAACUUCCUACCGGCUCUAGAGGAGAGCCCAUUUCAUUCCUGUACAGCUGGACCAAACCCAGCCCUAGGGAGGCCGCUGUCCCCCAAGCCAUCGUCCCCAGGAUCAAUAUUGGCUCGUCCAUCUGUGAUUUGUCAUACCACUGUGACUGCAUUGAAAGACGUGCCUUUCUCUCUCUGCCAGCCAGUUGGUGUGGGACAAAACACAGAUACACAGCAGAUAGCAGCCAGCAGCUUCACAGACACCUCCCUCCUGUACCCAGAGGACACAUGUAAAUCCGGACCAAGUGCAAAUCCACAGAGUGGUCUUUUCAACACUCCCCCCCCUACUCCACCGGACCUCAACCAGGAUUUUAGUGGAUUUCAGCUUCUCGUGGAUGUUGCACUCAAACGGGCUGCAGAGAUGGAGCUUCAGGCUAAACUUACAGCUUAACCCAUUUUCAAGAAGAAAAGUUUUCACAGGUGUUAUUAUGAUUGCCGGGGUGAUGGCAAGAGACAAACUGCAUUAUUUUAUAUAUUUUUUUAUUAAUAUUUGCACAUGGGAUUGCUAAAGUGAAGCUUCUGUUACUGAGAUGUCUUCAAUGGAAUACAGUCAUUCCAAGAACUAUAAACUCAAAGCUACUGUAGAAACAAAGGGUUUUCUUUUUUAAAUGUUUCUUGGUAGAUUAUUCAUAAUGUGAGAUGGUUCCCAAGAUCAUGUGAUUUCUUUUUUUUCCCCUCUCUUUCUCCCUUCCCUUUUUUGUUCUUUUUUUUUUUUUUUUUAAUCUCCAGACUGUGCAAUACUUAGAGAACCUAUAGCAUCUUCUCAUUCCCAUGUGGAACAGGAUGCCCACAUACUAAUUAAUAAAUUUUCCAUUUUUUUUCCAAACAAGUAUGAAUCUAGUUGAUUGAUGCCUUUUUUUCAUGAUGUAAUAAAGUAUUUUCU
Molecule: messenger RNA, 1891 nt
Organism: Enhydra lutris kenyoni (northern sea otter)
Lineage: Eukaryota; Metazoa; Chordata; Mammalia; Carnivora; Mustelidae
Product: TGFB induced factor homeobox 1
Exons: 4
Coding region: 581-1399 (272 amino acids)
Biological process (GO): regulation of transcription by RNA polymerase II
Molecular function (GO): DNA-binding transcription factor activity, RNA polymerase II-specific; RNA polymerase II cis-regulatory region sequence-specific DNA binding
Source: RefSeq, a predicted model, not a curated record